Zingiber officinale is the source of this 1577-nucleotide messenger RNA. Its product is annotated as serine/threonine-protein phosphatase PP2A-1 catalytic subunit. Lineage: Eukaryota; Viridiplantae; Streptophyta; Magnoliopsida; Zingiberales; Zingiberaceae. Gene Ontology annotation, molecular function: protein serine/threonine phosphatase activity. The transcript is spliced from 8 exons. Gene Ontology annotation, cellular component: cytosol. Gene Ontology annotation, biological process: mitotic cell cycle; peptidyl-serine dephosphorylation. The record is from RefSeq and is a predicted model, not a curated record. The coding region runs from base 266 to 1186 and encodes 306 amino acids.
UCGAAGGCUGUCCAGAUACUAGUGAUAGGCAGCAAAGCUGCAAGCGUCCACCGAAGGCAAUUUAUUCCAAAUUAGGGUUGGUCGCCUCUUUAUCCUGGACCAAGAAAAGUGCAGAUUUGUCUAGGCACAAAGGCAUGGUCCGAUCUUUCUCGACCGGAGUUAAAUAGCGACGUCCAAGUCAUCCGAAAGAUGUCGAAGGCUGUUACAUCAACGGCCAACCAUUCUUCAUAAUUUCAGCGAUCGGGACCUUUGCUUGCCGCGAGCAAUGCCGCCGUACGCGGAUUUGGACCGCCAGAUCGAGCACCUGAGAGAAUGCAAGUUUCUACCUGAGGCGGAGGUGAAAGCCCUGUGCGAGCAGGCGCGGGCAGUCCUGGUCGAGGAGUGGAACGUCCAGCCGGUGAAGUGCCCGGUAACGGUGUGCGGGGACAUUCAUGGGCAAUUCCACGAUCUGAUCGAGCUGUUUCGGAUCGGCGGCGAGGCACCCGAUACCAAUUACCUCUUCAUGGGGGAUUACGUAGAUCGUGGUUAUUAUUCUGUUGAAACAGUGACGCUCUUAGUUGCCUUGAAAGUUCGAUACAGAGACAGGAUUACAAUUCUCAGAGGUAAUCAUGAGAGUCGGCAAAUAACUCAAGUGUAUGGCUUUUAUGAUGAAUGCUUAAGGAAGUAUGGAAAUGCAAAUGUGUGGAAGCACUUUACUGACUUAUUUGAUUAUUUACCUCUUUCAGCCCUUAUUGAGAACCAGAUAUUCUGUCUACAUGGUGGUCUCUCCCCAUCGUUGGACACAUUAGAUAAUAUCCGUGAUCUUGAACGCAUUCAAGAGGUUCCACAUGAAGGUCCGAUGUGUGAUCUUCUUUGGUCUGAUCCUGAUGAUCGAUGUGGAUGGGGCAUAUCACCAAGAGGAGCAGGAUACACAUUUGGCCAGGACAUUGCACAACAAUUCAAUCAUAGAAAUGGUCUCACCCUGGUGUCUCGGGCUCAUCAACUUGUCAUGGAGGGUUUCAAUUGGUGUCAGGAAAGGAAUGUAGUUACAGUAUUUAGCGCACCAAACUAUUGUUAUCGAUGUGGUAAUAUGGCGGCAAUAAUGGAGGUGGGAGAGAACAUGGAGCAGAACUUCCUUCAGUUUGAUCCUGCACCUAGACAAUUUGAACCAGAAACCACCCGGAAAACUCCUGAUUAUUUCUUGUAGCGUUGAUAUGCCACUCUUUAUCAGUCUUGCUCGUUCGAUCUGUUCCAGAAAAGAGUUUUGGUUGCUGCAGAUACGGUCAUUCUUUUGUUUGGGGUUUUAGCAGCUGCCGCUGCUGCUGCUAAGCGCUAACCUUCAAAAGUCUCACAUCGUGCAAUUCAAAUGCCGUGUUUUCCAAACGCCCUGCGAUACUGCCAAAAGCAUGAUCCUCUUGUUUUAUAUAUUUCCAUUCCAAGAAAUGCAAAACGCGAUUGCUUACAUAUGCUUUGUAUUAAAGUUUUGUUUGUAUCUUACUACGUUUCAUGUGAUUCAAACAAUGAUUAGGCUCCAAAAAUUCAAAAGAGCCUGUAUCUGUCGGCUCCGUGCUGCACUACUAAUUAUGUUGGUUCUGUGA